AUGGCAACUAUGGGCAAUCGCGGCGGCCGAGCGUUUCUUCCCUCGCGGUGGCAACUGGCGGCGGCGUGCAGCAAAGGGGGGAACAGCGAGAGCCUGGCGCACGACACUUUAGGGCUUCGGCGGCUGUGGGCUGCGGCUCUCUCGUCCCUGUCCAGCGGCGGCCGGCGGCUGGCUCUCUCCCUGUCUCCACUCUCCAGCGCAAGGAGCAAGACAAUCUCUCCCUGCCUCCGCUCUCCAGCGCAAGGAGCAAGACAGGCAGCCAGCAAGACAGUCGCGGAGGGUGCCGUCCGCAGAGCCGGAGCCGGAGACGGAGACGGCGACAGCGGCAGCCCCAUCGUCGUCACCGAUGCCAGGCAGGAGGUCACCGUCUCGCAGUUCGUCGCACAGCUAGAUGAGGCAGCCCGGCGGAGGCUGAACAGCAUGCACCAGGCAACAACGGAGCAACCAGACCUUAACAAACCGAAGUUGUGAACGGUGAACGCUCCAGAUUCAAGCUGAAUAUAUUGAUUCAAUGUUUCGGGUAGUUUGCUAUUACCCGAACCCGUACCCGAAAUUAUGGGUACCCGAAAUUACGGGUACCCGAAAUUACGGGUAAGGGUUCGGGUAUAGAUGUUAGAAGCCCGAAAUAUAAAAAACCCGAAAAGCCCGACCCGAAAUAUCGGGUAAACCCGAACGCCCAGCCCUA
Messenger RNA from Zea mays, 685 nucleotides. RefSeq lists its product as uncharacterized. The transcript is spliced from 3 exons. The record is from RefSeq and is a predicted model, not a curated record. Lineage: Eukaryota; Viridiplantae; Streptophyta; Magnoliopsida; Poales; Poaceae. The coding region runs from base 1 to 471 and encodes 156 amino acids.